CUUGCUUAAAUUUGCAGUAAGCUGCAGGCGUGUAACUUUAUGAAACGUGUCCAACCGUGACUUGGUCGCGACAAAGUCUACCAUUGUCCCUGUCGCAGUAGACUUCUCGAACACGAACUUCUCUUACUCCUGCGCUUCACUGAAUUGCUCUCCCUUCAUUGCGCACUCGAUAUUGCUACUAAUACUGACGAUUGAUUCAGCCUCUCAAGAAUGUCUGAGGAUGAUGAUCGCGCCGCGAAGGCCGCGAGGGCAAAGGCCUUGCUCGACAAGCGACGACGGAAGAGGGUUGCUGGCAGCGGCGCGUUGGCAAGUCCACCUCCAUCGAGGUCGUUUACUCCUGCUCCCCAGGAAUCUGCACCUUCCACGGAGGACACCAAGAAUGAUGUUGCUGACCUAUUCACGCCAGCAGAUUCGGACGCGAACUGGAUAGAAUCUCUGUCUAGAGCGAACGUGCAGCACUCGACAGUUUCCAAUGCAUUGCCAACAAAUGCGCCUACUUCAUCAUCUCUUUCUGGGCCAGCUGAGGCAUUGCAAUCUCAGGUGACAUCCAUGCAGACAAUGAUUGCUUCUGUUCAAAGUGAGAACAGCAGCUUACGGAGUUCGCUAAGUCGCCUAGAAGCACUUGAGGCAGGAACCAAAGCCCAGUUAAAGAAGCUCGAAGAAGAAAAGAGCACACUCAAGCUUCAGCUUCAUCAGGAACAGCAGCGUGCUCAAGAUACGUCAAGAAGGGUGGAGGUGGUGUCCCAAGAGAAGCGGUCAUUGGAAGACACGCACCGCUCAAGUCAGGCAGAGAUUCUGCGAUUGAAGUCGCAGGCUGAUGAGCUUCGCCGAAGUCAUGUAAAGGAACUUGAUGAUCACCGCCGCAUAGCAAAUCUACACAAGGAAGAGGCCGAGAAGCUUUCAAACCAGCUCGGCGCAGCACGCGUUGAAAUCCAAGACUAUCACACUAAAGAGGUGGAGUCCACUAAACAUUGGAACGAACAGGAAGAAAACCAUCAGAAGACCAUUACCCUCCUUGUUUCAGAAAAGACAUCAUUGCUAGCUUCAGUUGCUCGUCUGGAGGAGCUCGAGAUGGAGACACAAGAGAAGGGUGAAUUGCUCCAGGCUGAACGCGAAAACUCACGGUCGCUCGACGAACGCGUCAAAGACCUUGAGAGCAGUUCCUCUAAGCUCAACAUACAGCUGCAGGAAGCCCUGAUACGAGAAAGAGACCUGGCUGAAAAGUCGCGAGAUCAAGAAAGAGAACUACAGCUUCUCAAUGCUUCUCUGGAGGAAGCGAGGUCUACAUCCGAACAGCAUCGACAACGUGUUCGUGAACUUGAGGAGCAAAUAGAAAGUGACGAUCGUGCCGAACGGCUGGAGGAGUCACUCAAAAACACUCAAAAUCGCGCAGAAGAGCUCGAAUUUCACCUCUCUAAGCUCAAACAGGCAUGUAGCUAUAUACCUCUCUGUCCGCUAACUCUCGCGAACGCAAAACACGAGAAGGAUGAGUUACAGUCUCAGCUUCAAUUGCGGAAUGAUAGCGAAACUGAGUGGAAGGCCAAGCAUGCAAGUCUCGAGGAGCAAUACUCAUCCCUCCAAGAGCGUAUCCAUUCUACCAAUCAAGAUCGUGAUGCGUUGCUUGAAGAGCGCGCGUCACUCCAGUCUCAGGUUAACUUCAAUCAAAGCGCGAUUAAGCAGCUUCAGCAAAAGCUUGGUGAAGUCGCGUCGGAGUUGUCGUCGAGCGAUCGUGCUCUUCAGAAUGCUCACAGCGACCUGAGGGCUGCCAAUCGGCGAGCUGAAGAAGCCGAGAGGACGCAGAAAGAUCUGCAAACAGAGGGAACGAGGCUGAUGCAAUCUCUGGAUGAGAUGCGACCCAAAUUUGUGGAGCUUACCUCCACCAAAAUGGAUUUGAUGGAACGAAUCGACAAGCUUGAGUACGAAAAGAAUUCACGAGAGGUUUUCAUCUCGAAGCUCGAAAAUGCGCUUAGCGAGGCGACGGAGCGGGAGGCCGAGGCGGCUCAAACUCGCAAAGAAGCAGACUCGUUGCAUGAGAAGGACAAUGUCUCACUGCAACAAUCAAUCGCUGAGCUACAGCAGGGCUACGCUGAACUCCAAACUGAACUAGAGUCAUCGCAGAUGGCAGCUACUCAGUUUGGAGGGGGAUCGUACAAAGCUGCGACAAAUCGAAGCGCGAACCUUGAGGAGGAACACCGCGCUCUGAUAGAACGAUCUAACUACGAGCAUGAAGCUCUCCGGGCCGAGUUGAACGCCAAGGAUAAUGAGAUAGAGCACCUUCGAACCUCUUCAUCAGACGAGGCUGCUCCUCGUUCACUGGAUGACGAGAUGAUCAGCGCAGUCAGAGUUCAACAUGCUAUGGAUCUCUCCAAUGCCAACUCCCAAAUUCGCACUUUGGAAACUGCCGUCUUCGAAGCUCAGGCAAAGUCGCAUAGCCUGCAGAAGCAAAUCAGCAUCUUAGAGGACCAGCUCGCACAACAGCGCUCCACGUCGAGAGCAACUUCAAGACCGUUUUCUCCCGGGGUGCCAGGCAGACCCUCCAGUCGCACCCUUGAUUUACGACGCGGGUCUUUCACUCACAAAUCAAGCAAUCUUGCCCCGCCUUCCCCGCGGACCGUUUUUGACGUUGGACUCUCGCCCGAAACUCGUCACAAGCGUCAACAUCAGCUGGUGGAUAUCCUUCGUCGCGACAGCUUUCCCCUGUUCCACAAGGCAACGAAGGAAUAUCGGGUCAGGAGCCAAACUCUCCUUCGUGGCAUGCACAGCACGUACACCGACGACCACAGUUCAUGGACGAGUCUCACAUAUUCUGGUGUCAUUCGUGUGAUGGAGAGUUGGUUAUUCUAUGACAUCCCUGUUAUUGGUUGCAUUUUACAUAUCUAG
This is a messenger RNA of Suillus bovinus, 2880 nucleotides long. RefSeq lists its product as uncharacterized. The transcript is spliced from 9 exons. The coding region runs from base 211 to 2880 and encodes 889 amino acids. The record is from RefSeq and is a predicted model, not a curated record. NCBI's taxonomy places the organism in Eukaryota, Fungi, Basidiomycota, Agaricomycetes, Boletales, Suillaceae.